Messenger RNA from Carassius carassius (crucian carp), 4462 nucleotides. Its product is annotated as serine/threonine-protein phosphatase 6 regulatory ankyrin repeat subunit C-like. The record is from RefSeq and is a predicted model, not a curated record. Lineage: Eukaryota; Metazoa; Chordata; Actinopteri; Cypriniformes; Cyprinidae. The coding region runs from base 114 to 3329 and encodes 1071 amino acids. The transcript has 28 exons. Gene Ontology annotation, molecular function: protein binding.
CUAAAGACAGACACACUCAUUACGUCUAUAAUCGCAACGCUUGAUUAUUGUCUUGGUUUCCCAGCCUCGAUUCCUUACUGAUGAGGGACUUUCGGCCCGACUGACACAGGGAGAUGGGGGUACACAACAUUUCAGACCAGCCGCCUCUGGUCCAGGCCAUAUUUAAUAGAAAUGCAGAAGAAGUGAAGUUAUUUUUGCACAAGAAAGAUGAAGUCAAUGCACUGGACCAAGAGCGCCGCACACCUCUUCAUGCUGCUGCCUGGCUGGGGGACGUUCAUAUAAUGGAGCUUCUCAUCACCGCAGGUGCGAAUGUCAAUGCAAAGGACCAUGUGUGGCUUACUCCAUUGCACAGAGCAGCUGCUUCCAGAAAUGAGAGAGCUGUUGCGCUGCUGCUAAGGAAGGGAGCUGAUGUUACCGUGCGGGAUAAAUUCUGGCAGACAUCACUGCACAUUGCAGCGGCCAACCGAGCCAUGCGUUGCGUCGAGACCCUGCUGCCCCAUGUGAGCAGCCUGAAUAUGGCCGACCGCACAGGCAGAGCGCCCCUGCAUCACGCUGCUCAGAGUGGAUACCAGGAGAUGGUUAAAUUGCUGCUGAACAAGGGAGCCAAUCUGAGUGCCAGUGACAAGAAGGACAGGCAGCCCAUUCAUUGGGCAGCUUACCUUGGACAUCUGGAGGUGGUUAAGCUGCUGGUGUCUCAGGGCUCAGAUAAGAGCUGUAAGGAUAAGCGGGGAUACACCCCUCUCCACGCUGCUGCUGCCAGUGGCCACGUCGAUGUGGUCAAGUACCUGUUACGCAAUGGAGCCGAGAUUGAUGAGCCUAAUGCCUUUGGAAACACUGCUCUCCAUGUGGCCUGCUACACGGGACAGGAGGCCGUAGCCAACGAGCUGGUCAACCGUGGGGCCAACGUCAACCAGCCCAACCACCGCGGCUACACACCCCUGCACCUGGCUGCCGUGUCCACUAACGGGGCUCUCUGCCUGGAGCUGCUGGUCAACAAUGGUGCUGAUGUCAACAUGCAGAGUAAAGAAGGGAAAAGCCCUUUGCACAUGGCAGCCAUUCAUGGACGUUUCACUCGCUCUCAGAUCCUCAUACAAAAUGGUGGGGAGAUAGAUUGUGUGGACAGAUAUGGCAAUACACCACUUCAUGUUGCUGCCAAGUAUGGCCACGAGCUGCUUAUCAGCACCUUAAUGACAAAUGGUGCUGACACAGCCAGACAAGGGAUUCAUGGGAUGUUUCCUCUACACUUAGCUGUGCUCUACGGGUCCUCUGACUGUUGUCGUAAACUACUUUCCUCAGGUCAGCUCUACAGCAUUGUGUUGUCAAUGAGUAAAGAACACGUGCUCUCGGCCGGUUUUGACAUCAACACCCCAGACAACUUUGGGAGGACCUGUCUACACGCUGCUGCCUCUGGAGGGAAUGUUGACUGUCUCAACCUGCUCUUAAGCAGUGGAGCUGACAUGAAUAAGAAGGACAAGUUUGGAAGGACUCCUUUGCACUAUGCGGCUGCUAAUGGGAGGUAUCAGUGUGUGGUGGUUCUGGUAGGAGCAGGGGCGGAGGUCAAUGAGCGUGACCGCUCUGGCUGUACACCUCUACACUACUCGGCUGCAUCGACUGCCUUCUGCAGAAUGGACCGACCCCAUGCCAGCACCCAUCAGAACCAAGAGGAUGGGGAAAAGGAAUCCUUCCUUUGUGUGGAGCAUUUGUUGGAUAAUGGCGCUGAUCCAUCUCUGUGCAACACUAAAGGAUACAGUGCUGUGCAUUAUGCUGCAGCCCACGGCAACAAACAAAACCUGGAGCUGCUUUUGGAGAUGUGCUUCAACACACUUGGAGACAAGGAGAGCAACGGGUCCAUCAGCCCACUACACUUGGCGGUGGAGUCUGGUCACUGGGAAUGUGUCACCGUGUUAAUUGAGUCUGGAGGGUAUGUGGAUGCCUGUGACCCGGUGGGGCGCUCUGUGCUAUACGUAGCCUCUCAAAGAGGACAUGCCCGCUGCGUAGAGCUGCUGCUCUGCCAAUCAGCAUCUUGCCUGCUCACAGAGCACCGCAGCAAAUGGGGCCCUCUUCAUGUUGCAGCUGCCAACAGCCACUCAGAAUGUCUGCGAAUGCUGCUCUGUAGCGAGGGGGGAGCCGAUCUCGUUAAUGUUACAGAUGCGGAGGGACAAACUCCACUAAUGCUGGCAGUGCUGGGGGGACAUACUGACUGCGUGCAUCUGCUGCUGGAGAGAGGAGCUUGUCCUGAUGUGAGAGACAGGAGAGGAAGAACAGCCUUACACAGAGGGGUGGUGAUGGGUCGGGAGGACUGUAUAACCGCCCUGCUGUCCCACAACAUCUCAGUCCUCAGCAAAGAUUUUCAGGGGCGAACCGCGGUCCAUCUAGCUGCCUCUUGCGGCCACGCUGACAUUCUCUCCAGUCUACUUUCUGCUGCUGACCACACCCACCCCCACGACCCAAUCACAGACCUCCACGGCUACACACCCACACACUGGGCAGCCUAUCACGGUCAUGAAGACUGUUUGGAAGUUUUACUUGAACUUAAACCAUGUAGUAUCCAGGAGGGAAACCCCUUCACCCCACUGCACUGUGCUCUCAUUAAUGGCCAUAGUGGUUCUGCAGAGCUGCUGUUGGAAUCCAGUGUUUGUAAUUCGCUGGUAAACAUCAGGGAUGCCAAAGGAAGGACCCCACUUCACGCGGCCGCAGCUGCCGAGGAUGUGGCUGGGCUGCAGCUGGUUCUGCGGCAUGGAGCAGACAUCAACGCCGUGGACCACUCAGGUCGUUCUGCACUGAUGGUGGCUGCCGACAAUGGCCGAAGUGGUGCUGUGGCCCUGCUGCUGCACAGAGCCAAAGCCGACCUGUCCCUCCUGGAUGUGAACAAGAACACUGCCCUGCACCUGGCCUGCAGUAAGGCUAAUGAAAUGUGUGCCAUGCUGAUCUUAAAGGAGAUCCACAACCCUAUCCUCAUAAAUGCAACCAACAGUAUGCUUCAGAUGCCCCUCCACAUUGCCGCCAGAAAUGGUUUGGCCACCGUGGUUCAGGCCUUGCUGAACCGUGGAGCCACAGUGCUGGCAGUGGAUGAGGCAGGUCAUACGCCAGCCCUGGCUUGUGCGUCCAAUAAAGCUGUUGCCGACUGCCUAGCUCUCAUUCUGUCAACCAUGAAGCCUUCCUCCUCCACGCCCUCUUCGUCCUCACCGUCUUCUCCCAGCUUCAACCUGCUCAAGCACUGUGGCAUCACCGCCGCCUGUCCCCCCCUGCCCAAUGGAAGCCUUCGCCAUGGUUACGGCAAAGAUCGCCAUGGUGCUACUAUCGGUUUGGAUGGCUACUUGACCGAGUGAGGCGUUGUUACUCAAAAAAGAAAAAGGAAAAAAAGUGUGGUCACUUGGUUUGGUCCUCUCUACACAUCUAGAUAAACCUAUAUGCAAUUACAGCCCCACAUCCCUCGUUUGCCAGUUUCAAAGCUUUUCUUCACAUUUCAGUAGAGAGCGAACACAAGAGGACUAAUUUAGCUAUUUAUUUUUAUUUAUUUUCCCCCACUUUUCUUUUCCUCCCACCCACUGACUCCCAUUUUAGAUGCUGUCCAUUCAGUACGAGUCUAAAAUCUAAAAUCUGAAUUCAAGCCAUCUAUUCGAACCAGUAUGAAUCACUGGCGAGUCAGUCCUCUAUUUCUUCUCCAUUUGCAGUCGAUUUGACUCGGUUCAUGUUAGACUUAUGCAGCUGUGUGUCUCCAUGGUAACAGUGAUAAUGGAUGGGUUUCCAUAUCAUGCCUCCUAUUUGCGUGACGCUGUGGCCUUGCAUAGGAAUUUACAGCCUGCCCUGAGGAACAAUUUAAACGGGUUACACUAGAUUUGCAUGAAUUUACGGGACCAUGUAUUUGAUAGUGGUCUUGUGUGUGUGUGUGUGUGUGUGUGUGUGUGUGUGUGUGUGUGUGUGUGCGUGCACGUGUAUGUGUGACAUCCACCUUGGCUCAAAUUUUUUUCAUCCCAUACUUGAUUAUUACGUUUUUGAGGUUUUUAUGUGAGGUGUAAUCUUAUUUAGCACAGAUCAGGAAAAAAAAGCAAACAACUUAACAGAAUCAUAUUGACAGAAGGGAAACCGUACUACCUUAAGCCAAAAGACCAAUGUCCUCCUGAUAGAGGGGUCUGAUAUGUAAUGCUCGUUUACUUGUUAGAGAGAAAAGGGAUAGUUUUCGGAUGGGUGGGUUUUGAGGUUGAAAAUUCACAUUAGGUUUAUAAUGGAGGUAUUAAGUAGUCCAGAUCACUGUUUGUAGGUGGGCAGAAGAAAGAGGAGUUAAAAGUAUCAUGUUGUUGGCCGUUUAAACAACAUUAUGAAGAUGCUACCCUAAGGAAGUAUAGAAAGCACAAAUGUCAUACACCGUACUUGCUCCUUGGGACCGUUUGGUUUUAUUUAUUUUGGUUGUUUUUUUUGGUCUCAUAAAAUAUCUUCAGUUAAAUCUACUGCUUUGCUAUAA